This is a messenger RNA of Rotaria socialis, 495 nucleotides long. Lineage: Eukaryota; Metazoa; Rotifera; Eurotatoria; Philodinida; Philodinidae. The record is from the annotation of a GenBank genome assembly.
AUGAACACACUGCCCACCAGUCAACAGCCAACAAGUGUCACUGACUGGCUAGACCAUUUUACGGAAGAACAAAUUCAAGAAUUUCGACAAGCCUUUCUUCUCUACGAUAAAGAUUCAGACGGUGCCAUCAGCCCCAAAGUGCUCGGAAGUGCAAUGAGAACACUCGGGCAAAAUCCCACUGAAGAUGAACUUAAAGGAUUAAUUAAUGAAUUUGAUUGUGAAGGUAAAGGACUCAUUGAUUUCGAUGAAUUUCUUCAAAUGAUGGCAAAACGAGCCAAGGAACACAACGAAGAAGAUGAAUUAAGAGAAGCGUUUCGUGUCUUCGAUAAAAAUGGAAAUGGCUUUAUUAAAGUAGCUGAAUUAAGACAUGUCAUGACCAAUUUGGGCGAACAAUUUUCCGACGAUGAAGUCGAUGAAAUUUUACGUGAAAUCGAUACUACUGGUAAAGGAAUCAUUCGAUAUGAAGAAGUUGUCAAAAUGGUUCUUGGAAAAUAA